AUGGCUAAGGCCAAGAAAACACUUGCACUUACCAUUUCACUAAUUUCACUUGCCAUUACCACUUGGGGAAGAAGGCUAAUAAUACCCGAGUCCCCACCGUGCGAUUUUCCGGCUAUUUACAAUUUUGGCGACUCGAAUUCUGAUACGGGCGCAAUAUCAGCUGCAUUCUGGCCCACACCUCCACCCUACGGUUUAAGCUACUUCGGAAAACCUGCCGGGAGAAAUUCUGAUGGCCGCCUUAUCAUAGACUUUAUCGCCGAGCAUUUGGGACUGCCAUAUUUGAGCCCUUACUUAGACUCGAUCGGCAUGAAUUUCAAACACGGCGCGAAUUUCGCAACAGCCGGAUCCACAAUUCGCAUGCAAAACGAGACCAUAUUCGAAAAUGGCUUAAGCCCCUUCUCACUCGACGUUCAAACCGUGCAGCAUUAUCAAUUCAAGAUCCGAACAAGCGAACUAUAUAACCAAGGUGAUGAUCCGAUCCGCGCCCAAAAUCCAGCCGACAAAAAUAAGCUCCCGAUUCCUCAAGAAUUCUCGAAAGCUCUAUACACAUUCGAUAUAGGCCAAAACGACAUUUCGUCUGGUUUUCGAAAGCUGACUGUACCACAACUUCGCGACUCGAUUCCAGAUAUCAUCAACCGAUUCUCAGCUUCAGUCACGCUUAAAGAUAGAAUCGGCUCGUUAAGAGCCGAGCUUCCUCACGCGGCAAUUACAUACGUCAAUAUCUACUCAGCAAAGUAUCGGUUGAUAAAAAAUGCUAGUCUUUAUGGAUUCAACGAUCCUUUCAAAAUUUGCUGUGGCCAUCAUGAGAAUAACGUUCACGUGUGGUGCGGGCAAAGGGUGACGAUCAACGGCACAGAUUUAAUCGGUGACAGCUGUGGGUCGCCGGAAAGUUGCAUAAGCUGGGAUGGGGUCCAUUACUCUCAGGCAGCCAAUCAGUGGAUUGCAAAUCAAAUACUCAAUGGCUCAUUUUCUGAGCCACCAAUCCCAAUUUCUAGAGCUUGUCUUAAGCAUUGA
Striga hermonthica is the source of this 1014-nucleotide messenger RNA. The record is from the annotation of a GenBank genome assembly. NCBI's taxonomy places the organism in Eukaryota, Viridiplantae, Streptophyta, Magnoliopsida, Lamiales, Orobanchaceae.